CCCUGGGCCCCGAGCAGCCCCUGCUCCAGGUGCGGCAGGAGCUGAACCCCCCCUCGGAUUUCUACCCGGGCUCCCUGCCACAGGCCAACCAGAGCAGCUUCCUUCAGGGCCCGGGCCCCGCCCAGCAGAUGCUGCUGCCCAUGGUGGAGUCUCAGCUGCCCCCGGUGGUGAACUUCGGCUCCCUGCAGCAGGGGGCACCAGCUGCCCCCCCGCCACUGCCCCUGGUGCCCGUCACCCCGGCCCUGCGGCCCCCGGGGCAGCUGGCCGGGCGCCUGGUCCCCUCGGCCGUCCGCGCCUUCCCCCAUGGCAUGGGGCGCACGGAGCUGCACCCCAUGGAGAUGAAGCCCUUCCCCGAGUACCGGAAGUUCAGCAGUCCUGGGGGUCGAGCCCCAGCGGUGGGCAGAGCCUGCGUGGGCCCCUUCAGCUCCCGCCUCCGGGCCCCAGGAUCCAGCUACGCAGGGGGCAGCCGCAGCCAGCGCCCGGAUGGCGGCCUGCCGGUCUCCCCGUCGGACGUUCUCUGCUGGACCCCCAGGCCCUGGGAGCGCCACCCCCCAGCCCGUGAGGGGCCCCCCGCCCGCCGGCCCCCCAGCCAGAGUGACAAGCAGGAGCCUGGCCUCGCCCACCAGCGCUAGCCCGGCCCCCUGCCAGGGUGGGGGUUGCCCCUCUUCCC
Messenger RNA from Terrapene triunguis (Three-toed box turtle), 670 nucleotides. Its product is annotated as protein PRRC2A-like. NCBI's taxonomy places the organism in Eukaryota, Metazoa, Chordata, Testudines, Emydidae. The transcript has 6 exons. The record is from RefSeq and is a predicted model, not a curated record. Bases 129 to 632 code for a protein of 167 amino acids.